CAGGCGUCGGUCAUCGGGGGACGUGAAGCCAAACCCCACUCCAGGCCCUACAUGGUGUCCAUCCAGUUUGGGGGGGUUCACGCCUGCGGGGGAGCGCUGCUGCACGAGCGGUGGGUGCUGACGGCUGCCCACUGCUUCCCUCAGAGGAUGAGGGCCAUCGGGACGGUGGUGGUGGGGCUGCACAACCUGCGGGAGCGUGGGGCGGCCACGCAGACCUUCCCCAUCCGGGUGACGUGUCCCCACCCCGGCUACAACAAGAAGACGAUGGAAAACGACCUGCUCCUGCUCCAGCUGGAGGGGAAAGUGAAGCUGAGCAGGACGCGGCGGCUCAUCGGGCUGCUGGGGCGGGAGCCGGCGGCCGGGGCGGCAUGCAGCCUGGCGGGCUGGGGGGCCCAGCGGCACGGCCGGCUCUCGCCCACGCUGCAGGAGCUGGAGGUGACGGUGCUGGACACGCGGAUGUGCAACAACAGCCGCUUCUGGAACGGCGAAAUCACCCCCACCAUGAUCUGCUUCCAGGGACACCGCCGGGGCUCGGCGCCCUCCAAGGGUGACUCCGGGGGCCCCUUGGUGUGCGGGAAGCGGGCGGCGGUGGCCGGCGUGCUGUCCUUCACCAGCCCGGACCUCACCGACCCUUUGAAGCCGCCGGUUGCCACCUCGGCCGUGAAGCACAAGAAAUGGAUCCGGAAAACGCUGCGGGGGGGCUGCAGCUCCCCCCUGCCCGGCACGCGGGACAGACAGACCACCCCUUCCUAUUUACACAGGUUGGCUUUUAAUUCUUAA
Gymnogyps californianus (California condor) is the source of this 780-nucleotide messenger RNA. RefSeq names its product granzyme M (gene GZMM). Gene Ontology annotation, molecular function: serine-type endopeptidase activity. Bases 52 to 780 code for a protein of 242 amino acids. NCBI's taxonomy places the organism in Eukaryota, Metazoa, Chordata, Aves, Accipitriformes, Cathartidae. Gene Ontology annotation, biological process: proteolysis. The record is from RefSeq and is a predicted model, not a curated record. The transcript has 4 exons.